AUGGAGUUGGUGGUAGGUGCCUCGAAUGCUACCAUGAGGUCUCUCCUGGGCAAGCUGGGGGGCCUUCUAGCCCAGGAGUAUGCUCUGGUCCGCGGAGUCCGCCGUGAUGUUCAGUACAUCAACGAUGAGCUUACAAGCAUGCAGGCCUUCCUCCGUGACCUCAGCACUGCCCUGGAAGACCAUGACAACCGGAUGAAGGACUGGAUGAAGCAGAUCCGUGACAUGGGCUAUGACAUUGAAGAUUGUAUCGAUGACUUUGCCCACCGCAUACCCCGCGAUCCCAGCAGUGAUGUUAAAUGCUUAUUCAUCAGGACAAGAUUCUAUGAACUCCGGAUGUGGUGGCCUCGCCGUGACAUUGCGUCAAAGAUUGCUGACCUCAAGGUGCGAGCGCAACAGAUUGGUGAGCGACGUAGAAGAUAUGGGGUGCACAACCCAAGGAACCGUAAGAAUGGCUCUGGAGUUACUGCUGGAACAUACGAAGUUGCUGAGCAUCAGCUCACAGAGCGUCAGCUUAUUGGUAUGAAGAAGCCAGUGGGGAUGACGGAUGACAUGAAGAAGCUUGAGGAUUGGCUAGCCAAAUCUGAUAAAAGUUCUUAUGAGGAGCGAGCUGUUCUUUCCAUAGUCGGAUUCGGCGGCGUGGGAAAGACCACUAUUGCAAUGGCUUUGUACCAAAACGUCAGGGAUAAAUUUGAUUAUCGGGCAUCAGUCACCGUGUCUCAGAACUAUGAUGAAGAUGCAGUCCUCUUGAUGAUUCUAAAACAAGUCAAGCCGCAGGAGAGUGAUCAGGAGAAGCAACACAGCACUGGCAGCUCUGCUGUAAAACAGAUCAAGACUGAAGCAAUUAACCAUGGUAAACUCGUGAAAGAAUUACAAGAUCAUCUGGCCAAAAAGAGGUAUCUCCUCUUGAUUGACGACAUAUGGUCUGCACAAACUUGGGAGAGUAUCAGAAAUUGCUUGCCACAUGACAAUAAAGAAGGCAGCAGAGUAAUAGUGACUACAAGAUUUCAAGCUGUUGGUGCUACGUGCUCCCAAAUAGAUGGAAUUGAUUUACUCCAUCCAGUCGAUUUUCUAGAUGAUGAGCAGUCUAAAAUUUUAUUUAAUCGAAGUCUUUCUGAAUCCAGAAGCAGCAAAGAUAGCAAGAAAGAACUGGACCAAGUCCCUCCUGAGAUAUGGAAAAAUUGCAUGGGUCUGCCUUUGGCCAUAGUUAGCAUGGCUGGUCUCGUUGCCAGCAACCCUGACAAAUCCAUCAAAAAAUGGAAAGAAGUAUGCAACUCAUUAUUUCCAGAGUCGGUGCCUUCUCUCACCCUGGAUGGUGUUACAAGGAUACUUGAGUAUUGCUACAAUGAUUUGCCUGCAGAUCUCAGGACCUGUUCAUUAUACCUGAGUAUAUUUCCUAAGGGUUCAAAAAUCAGCAGGAAGCGUUUGAUCCGGAGGUUGGUAGCCGAAGGCUUCGUUAGUGAAAAGCAUGGCUUGUCGGAUGAGGAAGUUGCAGAAACAUACUUUAAUCAGCUGAUAAAAAGGAAGAUAAUACGUCCGGUUGAGCACAGUAGCAAUGGGAAGGUAAAAAGCUUUCAAGUGCAUGAUAUGGUUCUUGAAUAUAUAGUGUCCAAGUCGAGCGAAGAGAAUUUUAUUACUGUGGUUGGUGGCCACUGGCUGAUACCAAUGUCGACCAAUAAAGUCCGUCGACUCUCCGUCCAAAGCAGUGGUUCCGAACAUGGAAGUUCAACAAAGCACAUGAAUCUGUCGCAAGUGCGAUCACUGACCAUGUUCCGGAGGCUGGACCAACUUCAUUUUCACUCUUUCAAUAAUGGAAUUUUACAAGUGCUGGAUCUUGAGGGUUGCAAGGGUUUGAAAGAGAAACAUCUAAAGGACAUGUGUAGAAUGCUUGUACUGAAGUAUUUGAGCCUUCGUGGAACAGAUAUUUCCAAAGUACCCUCUAAGAUUGAGAAACUCGAGUACUUAGAAACUCUUGACCUGAGGGAGACUGAUGUUGGUGAGCUGCCAAAAUCUGCAGGGCAGCUCAAAAGAAUAAUCAACAUAUUUGGUGGGAAUAAGAACCCAAGAAGGGGGUUGAAGUUGCCUCAAGAGAUUAAUAAGGAGACAAUGAAAGCACUUCGUAUACUGUCGGGGAUCGAGAUUGAUGAGCAAUCAACAGGUGUAGAAGGCCUCCAUCAGUUGACGGGGAUUAGGAAGCUUGCCAUUUACAAGCUCAUAAUAUCGAAGGAUAGUAAAAUCUUCAAAGAACUACGCUCUGCAAUCGAGUAUCUUGGCAGCUGUGGUCUGCAGACUCUGGCUCUCAAUGAUGAGGGUUCUGAUUUUAUCAACUCACUGGACACCAUGUCCGCACCUCCAAGAUACCUCAGCGCCCUUGAGCUCUCUGGCAAUUUGAAUAGUCUUCCAAAGUGGAUUAAUAAACUCAGUAACCUCCACAAAUUGACCCUCUCUGUAACUGUUCUCCAGAUGGAUACUUUUGAGCUCCUCAGUGACCUGCCUUUGUUGUUUUCCCUCACCUUUUCGCUGAGUGCAGCGAAGCAGGAUGAGGCCAUAGAGGAUAUCCUUGAGAAGAACAAAUCGGAGUCCGGCGGCGAGAUCUUCGUCCCAAGUGGAGGAUUCAAGAGUCUUAAGCUGCUUCGCUUCUUCGCACCUCUAGUGCCAAAGCUGAGCUUCCCAGAAGAUGCAAUGCAAGCGCUCGAAAGGAUCGAGAUGCGGUUUGAAGCCUUUGAGGGCCUGUUCGGCAUCGACACCCUGGAAAGUCUCCAGGAGGUGCACCUCAGAGUCAAUAGCGCAGCAGAUGAAAUAACCAACUUCAUUGUAGAAGAUUUGAAGGCCAUCGAGAAGCCAAAGAUAAUUGUGGAUCAUGUUAUCACAGCUGAAAUGUGGUAUUCUCUUGGAGCGCUUUCUCAUCAUCCUACAUUUCCACUAUGUUUGUUGAGAUUAUUGAUUUUAUUAUUUGUGCCAUUCGUACUCCAACAAAUACGGUUCCUGUAUGCCACUAUUAUUGAUUUGCUUUUGAAACUGAUGACUUAUUUCAUUCCGGGCUUGUAA
Messenger RNA from Triticum turgidum subsp. durum (durum wheat), 3045 nucleotides. NCBI's taxonomy places the organism in Eukaryota, Viridiplantae, Streptophyta, Magnoliopsida, Poales, Poaceae. The record is from the annotation of a GenBank genome assembly.